Messenger RNA from Entamoeba dispar SAW760, 1509 nucleotides. RefSeq lists its product as uncharacterized. The transcript has a single exon. The record is from RefSeq and is a predicted model, not a curated record. NCBI's taxonomy places the organism in Eukaryota, Evosea, Mastigamoebida, Endamoebidae. Bases 1 to 1509 code for a protein of 502 amino acids.
AUGAGUGAAAUUAAAAUUGUUUCUCAAUUCAAAUUUUUAUUUGAUAUUCAUGAAAUAAAGAAUAUCACUAAUAACAUUAACUUUUUAUCUAAUUGUUUUGAUAAAACCAUUUUCAGAAUUGAAUGGUUUGAAAGUUUUCAUGAAAUUAUUCUAAAUCCAACAAUUGAUCAUUUAAAACCAUUAAUUGAUGAGUUACUCUCAAUCCAAUUUAAUAUUCAUCUUAAAGACAAUAUUGAUAGAAUUGGUUUUUGUCUUUUUAUAACAACUCAAAUUGAAAAGAUGAUUACAACAAUUCAUAAAAUAAAAUCAUCAACUCAAUUACCACGAACAUUAAGUGAAAUCCUUCAAAAGAUGUAUGAGGAACAUAUUGUUCCUUAUGGACUUAUUCUUCUUUGUAUUUUAAUAAUUGGACCACCUACAGGAUUAAAUUUAAGAAAUUUAUUAUGGCAUGGAUUUAUGAAUGAUAAUGAAGUAACUGACACACAUCUUUGUCUUCUUGUUAUACUCUAUCAAACAAUACAAAUGUAUUGUUUCAAAAUUUCUGAACCAAAACAUUUAAACAUACUUCAAAUUCAAUUCUUUGAUCAAAUCAUUGAAAUCCCAAAUGAAGAAUUUCUUUCUCUUAUUCAUUCUUCUAAUUUUAUUCUUCCAAAUAGAAAACAACCAAUUGAAAUGAUUAUUAAAAAUAAAACUCAACAAGGAAAUAAUAUUAUAUUUUCAUUUAUGAGAAUGGUUGUUGAAUUAGAACAUUUAUUAAGAAUAGCAUUUAUUACAUUAAAUGAUGUUGAUAUUCGAUUUGGAAUGGCAAAUUAUUCUAAUUAUUAUACAACAAUGGAUGUUCUUCUUCAAGAAUUUGUUGUUUCUUCUUCUGAAGGUCUUAUUGUUAAUCGACCAUCAACAAUCAAUGAUAUUAAAGUAGUAAAAUAUAAAAAUACUUCAAAAUAUAGUGAAAUAAAAGGAAUAAAGAAAGAAAAAGAAAUAAUUUCUAAAAAGAGGAAUUUAUUAAUUAAUAUUCUUGGAAAAGAUAUUGUAAGUAAAUUACAUGAUUUAUUUCUUUAUGAAGGUGGAAUCAAAUUAAGGGAUUGUUUAUCACAUGGAGAAUAUCAAGUUGAUGAUUUACCUUCACAAUCUUUUCUAAUAAUUAAAAUGAUAUGGUUUAUUAUAUUAAAGAGAUUACAAGAUUGGACUGUUAAUUCAUCCUCCCAAUUUAAUCAAAAUUUUCAGAAGUAUUUUAAUGAAUAUCCAAUGUUUCAUCCAUUAUCUUUUUUUAAGAGAAAUUAUCAAGAAAGUAUUAAUUAUUAUGAAUCUAUUUGGAAUUAUUUUAAAUUAUUUAAUUAUGAAGAUAAAUUGUAUGAUGAUUAUAGAAAUUACCAUUCUAAUUUUAUCCUUUCUUUUAAUUGUUUAGAUGAUAUAAAAUUAAUUAAUAAUUUAUUAGCAUCAAAACAAUUAAUUUAUCCAUUCUUUGGUUCUCCAUUAUUUUUAUCAAAUGUUUGUUCAUUACAUUCAUAA